Molecule: messenger RNA, 2496 nt
Organism: Sitophilus oryzae (rice weevil)
Lineage: Eukaryota; Metazoa; Arthropoda; Insecta; Coleoptera; Curculionidae
Exons: 3
Coding region: 1-2496 (831 amino acids)
Biological process (GO): DNA integration; DNA recombination
Molecular function (GO): DNA binding
Source: RefSeq, a predicted model, not a curated record
AUGAGUAACUUACAAACAGCUAGAGACCAAGCUCAUUUAAACUACCAAAUACAGUUAGGUAAAGUUUUGGUAGCCUUAGGCCCCUCUUUAAACACUAUUUUAGAGCGAGAGAGAGAUAUUCCAAAGGCUAUCAGGGACAGGCUUUUGACUAGUGUUGCUGAUUCUGGACGAAUGAUUUGUAAGGUGGUCAAUGAGAUGUCACAAAAACGACGUCAACUAAUUUCGCCUUUAAUGAAUAAACAGAUAAAAGGUAUAGUAGAAAAGUGUCCCCCUGGCGAAUUCCUCUUUGGGCCUAAUCUAGGAGAGAAGAUCCAGACAGCAAAAAGUAUGGAAAAAGUUGUGAAAGAUAUUAGGGUUUCUCAGUACCAUAAAUAUCGUUCUCUCUCAAACAUUUCUCCUCUUCAAAAAAGGAAAGAAGGGGGGGAGAGAUCACACACCACCAUUAGAGGUCAGUUAAACAGGCGACGCCCGGCCUACCGGAGGAGGGACGGAAGACCACCGAAAGGGCGACCCUCAGAUCCACAGAAACGGACGUCCAACUUCAGAAACCAGUACAGACAAAAACAUUUCUGUAAAAUUAGGGAAUUUGCAAGUUUCAUUGGUACUUUAGUAUCAGCCUGUCCGGCUGUAAAAUAUGGUUGGUUAUAUAUUAAAGCUCUAGAACGUGAAAAAUUUAUGGCCUUGAUACAAAAUAGUGGAAAUUUUGAUGAAAUAAUGGUUGUUCCCCAUUACUUACACGAAGAUCUGCUUUGGUGGGAACAGAAUAUUUUGAAGUCAGUUAACGACAUAAGAACGGAUGUAUUUGCCAAAGAAAUUUUCACUGAUGCUUCUCUGACAGGCUGGGGAGCAUGUUGCGACUUAGAAAAGACCCACGGAUUCUGGUCAGAACUUGAUAAAAAAUUGCAUAUAAAUAUUUUAGAAUUAAGAGCCAUUUUUUACGGUCUCAGAUGUUUUGCGAAUAACUUAACUAAUGUUAAUAUUCUGUUACGAUGCGAUAAUACCACUGCCAUAUCGUACAUAAAUCGAAUGGGUAGUAUCCAACAUCUAGAACUUGCUAAAUUAACGCGGGACAUAUGGAAGUGGUGUGAGAAUAAAAACCUAUGGAUUCUUGCUACAUAUAUAAGUUCAGCUAACAACUUCAUUGCAGAUAAGGAGUCAAGACAAAUUUCCCCCGAAACGGAAUGGUCCUUAUCACAAGAUGCAUUCAAGUUGAUAGUUAACAAAUAUGGGAAACCUAAGGUUGAUCUGUUUGCUUCGCACAUAAACAAGAAAUGCGAUAAAUACGUUUCUUGGCAUAAAGAUCCGGGGUCAUAUGCUGUUGACGCGUUCACAGUGAAUUGGAAGGGACUUUCUUUUUAUGCUUUUCCACCGUUCAAUUUAAUUUUAAGAACCCUUCAAAAGAUAAUCCAAGAUAAGGCUGAAGGUAUCGUGGUUGUUCCGUUAUGGAAGUCUCAAUUAUGGUAUCCACUGUUUUCUAGGUUGAAAAACUAUCCACCCUCUGGCUCGUCAGCUUUCCCUGGUGGUCGCCAGAUUAUCAGGGAAUCGCUUUUAGAGAGAGACGUCCCAGAAAUAGCUGUAGAUACGCUAAUAUCUUCAAUUUCCGAAUCCACUAUGAAGCAAUACACCACAACAAGCCUCUGGUGGAACUUUUGCCUGGAGAAGAAUAUCUCUGUAUUUGGACCGGCAAAUAGAGACAUCCUGACCUUCUUACAAUAUACAUCUGAGAAAUAUAAUUAUAAGUACGGUGCUAUAAACUCCAACAGUUCAGCUUUAAACCUUAUUUUAAUUAACGAUAUCGGGUCAGACCCUCUUAUAAAAAGAUUCAUGAAAGGAAUGGCGCGUCUGAGACCGGCCCAACCAAAAUACGGCAGUACGUGGGAUUCCGAAGUUCUACUUUCUUACAUAGAACAAUUGCCUGAAGAUUUGGACCUUAACUUAUUAUCCCAUAAAUUAAUAACACUCUUGACUUUAGUUACAGGAGAGAGGCUUCAGACGCUGUCUUUGAUCAGGCUAACCAAUAUACUGGAAAAUGAACAGGAAAUUCAAAUUAAUAUAACCGAUCCAAUAAAAACUUCAGGUUUAAAUCGGGUUCAGCCAACACUAUAUCUUCCCUUUUUCAAAGAGAGGCCUAAACUUUGUCCUGCCUUGACGUUGAAAAAAUACAUCGAUGCAACAAAAGUGUUUAGAAAAAAGGAGCAUGAUUUUGUAUUCUUAACAAUUAAAAGACCUCAUUCAGUUGCUUCGAAACAAACGCUAAGCAAAUGGGUUAAGAAAAUGUUAGAACUAGCAGGGAUAGAUAUUUCUCAAUUUAAACCUCACUCGACAAGACAUUCUUCUAGUUCUGCCGCAUUGAGACAGGGAAUUUCAAUUGAAACAAUACGCAGGACAGUAGGAUGGUCCGAAGGGUCAUCUGUAUUUGCCAAGUUUUACAAUAGACCUCUCUCUGACAGAACUGCAUACGCCAAAGCUAUUUUAAGUAAUUCUGACAAAGCUUAA